Molecule: messenger RNA, 4868 nt
Organism: Liolophura sinensis
Lineage: Eukaryota; Metazoa; Mollusca; Polyplacophora; Chitonida; Chitonidae
Product: serine-rich adhesin for platelets-like
Exons: 6
Coding region: 457-3822 (1121 amino acids)
Biological process (GO): signal transduction
Source: RefSeq, a predicted model, not a curated record
CUGCCUUCAAGUCCCUCAGCUGUGAGAUGGAGGUAGGCCUAACACACUGUAUAAGAGAUGUAGAUAGAGCCUGAGUACCUACAAGUUGAGAAGUUCUCUUGCCAGCUACAGCGUGUGCUAUCUGUCUUGGUUUGUCCUAUGGGGUGCCCAUGAUUACCUCUCCAGAUCUCAGAUUUCUCUGAGCCCCCUAGUUUUUCUGGGCUAUUUUGGGGAGCUUCUCCUGAUCUGAAGACCUGGAAGUCUGCUCUACCAGCGACUAUUAGGCAGCCAAGAUGCGCUGGGGGAUACACCGCCAGCACAUGUGGGAUGCAGUAACACACUCAUCCCUAUAGGUAACAGGUCAGAACCAACCCAGCUACAGCAAAACUUUUCCUCCACUUUGUUUAUCAAGGGCACUCUAUGUGGCCCGUUCAAUGAGUCUAUUGGAUGUUUACUGGCUGUGCUGGCUGACUUAUUAUGGAAGAUAGCGGUUACUAUAGUCACAAAUCCGGGGAAUUUAAGCUAUUCUCUUCUGCUAGCAGCAGUAGCAGCUACCGACGCAGGCUCUUCUCACAGGAGCUCCUCAAGUUAGACUAUGAACAGUUGAAGAAGUCGGAUAAAUUUAAGCAUUUGGUGAGUGGAUUUCGUGAUGAGAAUGACUUUGAGGAGUUUAAACAAGACCUGAGAGACUUCUGGAAGCUGAAAGAAGAUACCUGUGAGGAGUUUGGAAACCAGAACUGCAGCUCCCCUGAACAUAUGUUAAUGGAGUUCUUCAAUAGUGAUGAAAACUUCAAGGAGUUUGAAAGGGUGUUUGAUGAUUUCAAACACCAUCGGUUCUAUGACUUUGACGAGUUAAAAAAGCGUCGUAGCCGUGGUGACCCGCGUCUGUCUGAAGAUGGCGGAGUUCGUCGCGGAGCAGACAGAGAUGAAACUUUCUCUGACUUUUUUGACAAUGAUGAGGACUUCCAAGAGUUUGAGGAAGAAUUUGCUAAUUUUAAGGUCAUGCAGAGACGCUCAAGAGCUCUGGAUGAUUUUAACAGGCGCUCAUGGUGUGAUUUGCGUAGUGAUAUUAAUGCCAGCUGUGAUAGGAAGGCAAAAACAGAUAAUGCCAAUGCAAAACAGAGCUUUCCAAAAGAUGAAGCACUGAAUAACCGUUGCCAUGGAGAUCGUCACCAAAGUUUCUCGACAGCUUCCGAAAAGAAUAAUGCAAGACAAGAAAGGCCUGAAGAUUUAAGACAAUUUAAGCAACAAAGCUCUAGUGAUGAUAGUCAGUAUUACACUUGUCGAGAUUUUCCAGAAUGCAACUCUGGUAAACUUUCCAGGGAAUCAAACUCUGCGUAUCCCGCUGGACCUGGAAGAAGUCAGCCAAUUCCAGAUCCACCAAGCUAUGAUUUUGUGAUGCAAAACCGAAAAUGUAAGCCAAAUGUGAAAAGUCAUUCCUGUGAUUAUGAUGAUCGAAGUGAACAAGAUUUCUCAGAGGGUAAAGAGUGGAAUCCAAAAUCCCACUCAAGAAGUCAAUCCUAUGACUUUUCACAAAAUAGCCAAAACACCACAAAUGAAGAGAUGUUCAAUUCUAAUUCUAAAAAUCGAUCCAGUGAUUUUUCAAAGGCAACUGAUCAUAGUUACAGCAGUGCGAAUCGCAAGUCUAGCACGAGGAGCCAUUCUCAGGACAUAUUUGAGAAGUCAGAGGAGCAGUUUAAUAGGCAAAACCAAAAGACUGCUUCAAACGUUUGUAACAGAUCACAGUCAUAUGAUUUUUCCAAAGUGUCAGAAGAAACUUCUGAUUCAAAGAAGUUUAGCUCUAAAAGCCAAUCAUUUGAUUUAUCAAAUGAUUUGAAUUAUACCAGCAGUGAUAAGAAAUCAAGUGCCUUUACAAGAAAUGAAUUGCAUGAUUUUUCAGAAAAUGUGUCUCAGGAAACUCAUAAGGACAGACAGGAUUUCAAGUCCCAGGUUCACUCUUCCAACACAUCAAAUGAUUCAAAAUAUGAAUUCAGUGCUCAUGAUAAGAAGUCGAACAAAACUUCUAGAAGUCAUUCUUACGACUUCUCAGAAUCUUUGUCAAAUGAAAGCACUGAUAGCAGUCGGAAGUCAAAUAGCAAUAGGAAAAGUGAAAGUUUGACUGAAAAUUCUAAAUUUAAGUACAAUGGUUGUGAUCAGAAAUCAACGGCGAGGACUACAUCUAGAAGUCAAUCACAGGACUUCUCAGAAAAGUUGUCUGAGAAAGUUUCAAAUGAUAGUCGGGCAUCAAAAUUGAACAGGAGCAGUUUUUCAACGGAUUCAUCUGAAUCAUCUAAAUACGAAUACAAGGGAGUAGAUAAAAAGGCAAACACUACGUCCAGAAGUCAAGCAUACAACUAUUCAGAGUCUGCCGAGGAGGCACAGACUGACAGAAAGUCGGGUCCCAAUGUAUAUCGCCACUCUUGCGAUGCCAGUGACUGUCAUGAAACCACUGCAUACAAGGAAAGUAAGACGGAGAAAGGCUGUGCAGUGUCAAAGGAAGCAGGAAAGUCACGGUAUUCCGACAGCUUUUGUGAUUACUCUCAUUUGGGGAAAAAAUACAGUUCCAGAGAUCAUGCCAAAGGCUCUGUGGGUGAUAAUUCGUCAAGUGUCUCAGAGGCAGAUUUUUAUGAUUGUUCUGAAGGAGAUGGAAGCAGUAAUGAGGAUAUAUACAGGGAAAUUUAUCAUGGGAGCACAGAUUUUAGUCAGCGUCACAACCAAUAUAGCUUUGGCAAGUACAGGCCAUCAAAACUGGCUACACAUUUACCAACAGUGUAUUCCAGACACUCAUCAGAUUCUGAAAUACACAUGGGUGGGACAUACCCCAAUAUAAGAUUGGACAGAAUCCCUGGGAGUGAGGGAUUAAAGCGAAGGUCUGCUGAGUAUUUUCAAAACCAAGUCGAAGAUGCAUUAGAGGAUUACUUAUAUAACCCUUAUUCCGAUGUUGGCCCAAAGGAUUAUGGACAAAGAAGGUCCAGAAGUGACUACUCUGUAUACAACCCUAAAGUGCCUCAGAAAAUUGCUUGUGCCAAAUGUCUUUCACAGAAUUGCCAUAAUCCAGUAGUAAACGAUUGUCAGUACACAUGCCACCACCGCUGUCGCCCCCUUGUGACAUUAGACUGUACAGCUGUGUCCGAAGGUAGCAAUGGCUCUACACAGGAUGUGGACGAGCAUUCAGCAGAGACGUCACUCUCAGAGAUGUACAACUGUCAAACAUUUCAGUCUGAUUACGAUGCCUCUCAGUCACCAGAAAGCUCACAAAAUUUUGCAUUCCCAGGGUUUUAUCAGAGUGACCUUAAAUCUAUUCGACCAAUAACAAUGUCUCUGGGUGCUCGCCCACCAUCAAUCUACGAAGUGUUGACCAAAGAGCACAUUGUAGAACAGAACACCAUGUCCAUAUCCUUUUACAUGCCUCGGGAUACCAUCAAACAGAUUCAUGUGACCAGUGAGAACACAACAAAGGAAGUGGUCACUGCUUUAUUGAAGAAGUACAAGAUACUGGAUAACCCAAGGAAGUUUGCUAUGUAUGCUCAAGAACUGGAGAACGGGAAGAUAGUAAAGCUAUGGCGUGUGGGUGACAAAGACUUUCCUCUCCAAGUGUGCCUCAACUGGGGAUCAGAGGACCUUAAGAAACAUCGCCUGGUUCUGCAGGAGAAUGAGACAGGUGAAAUAGAGUGGAAUGCAUUCAGCCAGCCAGAGUUGCAGAACUUCAUGCGUAUUUUGGACAAGGAAGAAGGCGAGUGUGUUGCCCAGUUACAGUAUAAGUACAAGGUUAUGAAGAGAAUUAUUCAGCAAAGGAUGAAAGAAAUUCGAAAAGAGCGCAAGGAGCAAAGUCAGCGUUCUUAGUGAGUGAACUUGCUGGAGAAUAGAGGUCAUGAGACUAACUUACUGCCUACGAUAUGGAUUUCAUGUUUUGUGGAUAGUCUUGUCCUCGGAUAAGAUGUUAUAUCAAUUACAUAUAGAUGAUCCCUGUCACAGAUUCUACAGAUUGUGCUGUACAUCCUCUUUUUCUGAUGUACUGCUGAGGAUAGAUGACCUUGAAAGCACAGCACUUGUACACCCCAUCACCAUGGAUUAUGCAAUGACGUAAUCAGUUAAUACUUGAAAAAAAAAGGGAAGAUGUUUGUAUAAUGUACCUAUUUCUUGUAUAAUACACUACUUGUCUACCAAAGUUGUUUAAACGUUCUAUAUAUUUUAGAUCUGUGUGUGUGUGCAUGUGUGAAAUGAAGGUUUCUUUGAAACUUAUUCUUUUCGCCCCCAACUACCAGAUUCUCCAAGGACACAUUCUAUGGGUUAUGGAAGACGUACUGAGUGACAUGGAGUUGCCUUUCAAAGAAGUCUUGGAGGGAGAUUUCACUUUAAUCAGAUACAGAUGUAUCAUGUUUUUUUUUUCCUUUUGAUUCAAUGCCAGGUGUGAUGAUUACAGCAGAGGCAUACAUAUACUUUGUUCUUCUGGUAAUUUAAAUUACCAAUCAAGGCUAAUAUCGUGAUUACUAAAUGAUUUUAGUUUGUGUGAGAGUAACACACAAACUCCUAUACAAUGUACUUAAUGUUAAUAUCAGAAGGAAUUUGUUUUUAGACAUAAUGGGCCUAGUGUAUCCUUUACAUUUACUCUGUUCAAUUGCCAUAUAAAGUAACUCUCACUCCAUUUUGAUCAAUACUUUGUUUGCAUUUGAGUUUUGCAACUCAUAGAUUUCAGUUUGUGCUUCAAAUGGAACCGUCUUGCAAUGGGUUACAGUGCUAACCUAUAUAUCGGAAUACCGGUCGUUCAUGUUUUAUAAAAGUGCAUGUGAUGAGAAUGAAUCCAUCUGUUUUGUUGAAAAAAAAAGGUAAAUGAGCCUUUUUUAAAAUUUUCGUAUUUCGGACUGUUAUUGAAAUAUUACAUUUAAUAA